Molecule: messenger RNA, 2165 nt
Organism: Linum tenue
Lineage: Eukaryota; Viridiplantae; Streptophyta; Magnoliopsida; Malpighiales; Linaceae
Source: the annotation of a GenBank genome assembly
UUCAGCUCGCUUCAUUCCCGCAUACGUUCAUCGGUUUAUCUAACAGAUGUCGUUGGCGCUGUUGUUAGCAUAACAGGCGUUUCUAGCACUGUAACUUCAUUCGGUACCACUGUGCGGAGUGAUUUGGUGCUUCAGAAUGAAAAUCACAUGUUUCUUGAUAUCAGUCUGUGGAGUGAUAUAGCUCGGAAUCUCAAUGGUCAGGAACUGGCUGUCCUUGGUCGUUCUGGGCCAGUUAUGCUUGCUGUUUGCUCACUUCGAGUCACUGGCGCUACGAAAGGAGGUUACUCUCUUACCAGUACUCCAGGCACACGUUGUGUUCUCAACCCUGUUUCUGAAAUGGCUCACCUGGUCCAAUCUGUGUUCUUUGCCAGCACUAAUACAUGUCAAUAUUACCCUCCGAGGUUUGCAACUCCUAAUGAGGCAGCGGCCUUCGAAGCUGAAUGUACGAAGACUGUGUCACAACUACUUGCCUUGUGUUUUCCACCUGUUGCCGAUUCUACGCGUUACCAUUGCUCUGGUCGGAUUGUUUCGGUUGAUUCUUCUAUGCAGUGGUACUACUUGGGUUGUGCGCUUUGUUCCAAAGCAGCCAUAGAUUAUGAUGGUGUUGACAAAUGGUGUGAUGACCACCGUCGUUUGGUGCCUCAACAAACACAGAACUUUUACAAACUUCGGGUAACAGUUGAUGACAACACUGGAUCAGCAGCUUUUGUUCUGCUGGGUAGGGCCGCUGACCUUCUUGUGGGCUUGACUGCUAACGAUCUCUCUACUAGGUUUCCUUACCAACGCAAUGUUCUUCCACAAGAACUUCUGGCUCUUGAAGGGCGAGACUUUACUUUUGACGUCCAGCUUCCAAAACCGGAAUAUGGGGCUCGUGGCCCGCCAGAAUUCACGGUCCUUGCUGUCAAUGAGCAAGAACAGCCAAAUUCCUGCUCACCAACUCUUGGUCGCCGGGCAAGAAAUGCUAUGCCCCAUACACCACCUCCUAACAGUCCUCACUUGAUGCCUCUUACUUCUCCAUAUGUUGUUCCAACAAUGCAGAACGCUUCGGUAGAGCAUGGUUCUUCUGUUGCUUCACCAAGUGGGAGUUCUCAGCUUGCAUUUUCUACUCCUCCACGUCGCCCCUAUAGCAGUAGGCGCAUCGCUGCUGUAUCCUCGCCCUCAUCUGCUGCAUUGGGAAGUUCUGUAGCUUCUUCUCCUGAACUUGGUCGUACUGAGAUUGUUUCCUAUGCGCGGUCAGUUUCUUGCCUUUUCCUGUGUUACCUCAAUCGUUCGCCUUUACGCCUGCUAAUAUUUGUCAAUGACUCUUGCACACCCGUUUUAACUGCUUCUUAGCCCUAGAAGUGAGGAAGUGCCCCCAGAAACUGCAACACAGCGAUCCCCACAGUACCUUUCCUCCUGUUAACUUACUUACUAGCUUUACGUGUCUCUUUCUUUCCUUGCUGAGCAUCUCUGUAUCAGGGAACUUGCUUCGGACACUACAGAAGCUACUGUGCAGAACAAGAACAUUAGUUCGCAGAAAGCGAAGCCGAAGAAACCAUCUGCUAAGAAGAAGAAAACUGGAGGUGCAGGUGCUGCGCGUCGUCCUGCAGUUACUCUUGAAGAAACCGAUGUUCCGAUAUCGUCCCUUCAGAUCCCUGUUGGACAUCCUUUGCCAACCGAAUCGGCGAAUCCUGACUCUGGAAAUCUUAAUGCCCUCGGUGUCAAUUUGCAGACAACAACAAUUCAGCCUUUGUCACAGCAACCUGUGUCUAUAAAUCCUGCACCUGUACGUCGCCGUCGCUUGGUUGUUUCUUCUGAUGAAGACGAACCUGUUGUCCCUUUGGAACUGCAAGACUUGGACGUUGAACUUCCACUGCAAGAACAGGCUAUUGAAAACUCUUCGACUUGUCCUGUUCCUACCGUUGACUCUACUUUGCCUUCUCCUCUUCUUGCUGGCCAAGAAGUUCCGCUACUUCCAGUGGGGAAAACUAAUCCUGGGAGGGCAAAGCGAAUUAGGACACCGUCUGCAAAGGCCAUUGAAGCAUCUGUGGAUGCCUCCAAGAGGAAGCCAAAAACUCCCAAAUCGUCUGCUAAGGAACCUGCUAAGAAGCAACUGUUUGCUGAUUGACCGUGAUUCGCAUCAUGCGAGUGCUAAUGUAACAUGCUUGUGCAGUGCUGUCCCUCCC